This is a messenger RNA of Penicillium maclennaniae, 3612 nucleotides long. RefSeq lists its product as uncharacterized. NCBI's taxonomy places the organism in Eukaryota, Fungi, Ascomycota, Eurotiomycetes, Eurotiales, Aspergillaceae. The transcript has 4 exons. The coding region runs from base 1 to 3612 and encodes 1203 amino acids. The record is from RefSeq and is a predicted model, not a curated record.
AUGGGUGGCUCGCGUGGUAAGUUGAUCGGCGUCCGCGUGGCAGGAACACCAUUAUUGACUCGCCCUUGCGUCCGUCUAGUUCGCUCAUUUAUAUCAAACUUCGGUGGCUCGAAGAACAACGACUCUAAGAGAGAAAGCAAGAGACUGUCGAGGAACGUGGCCCCGUCGGAAAUACCGCCCCGCUGGCAUACACCUUCCCCCGAAACGCCCUCGCCUCCCUCUGAAUUGUCUCCUGCCAACGGUGCCACGCCUAGAAAUGAUGGCACAGGCUCGCGACCUCCCUCGGUGAUCUUCUCGCGUAACCCGCCUCUGAUGGAACACGCCGAGGAUACCCCACCGGAGCUCUCGCCAAUUUUCUCCUUUCUCAAUAUCCAUACCAACAAGGUCUACCAAGAAGGUUAUUUCUUGAAGCUGAAUGACCAGGAUGCAUACGGGCGGCAGACCGCCGAUCGCCAGUGGACAGAAUGCUAUGCCCAACUGUCCUUUCUCUCUGGGAGGCGGCUGCGCUGGACGCGGCAAACGGAGAAGAACCCCCCCGCGACCUUCAUUAACCUGGCUGAUGCGUCGAUCAAGAUGAUCGAGACACUACCAAUUCGCAACGGAGCAGUCGCACCUUUGAAGAAUGUCCUCAGUCUUUCCUCUGCCGGAAAGAAUCGAUACUUGUUACAUUUCAGCUCGUUCCAUUCAAUGAUCCAAUGGACGGCUGCAAUUCGCCUCGCCAUGUACGAGCACACAUCCUUAUAUGAAGCUUACACCGGCUCUCUUAUCGCUGCCAGAGGCAAAACGCUUCCGGGAAUCCAGUCCAUUUUGGUACCCACCAAGUUCAAGCACGAGGAUUGGGCACGUGUGCGAUUUGGCGCGGGAACGCCGUGGAGACGAUGCUGGUUUGUGAUUAAUCCGCCAAAUCAGAAGGAUCUCCAGAAAGCCCGAAAGGCAAUGAAGAAGUCUGCCUAUGACCGCUUGUCGAUCCCGGUCCUUGGAAACAUUCAAUUCUUUGAAACCAAGAAGACCAAGAAGGUACAACCAAUCGCCACCAUCACCGAUGUGUACUCAGCCUAUGCUAUUUACCCGCAGUCCAAAGCCCUCAUUGAUCAAUCGACACUGGUGAAGCUGGAGGGCCGAAUCCAUAUGCACAAGCAACCCGAGUCUUCCGCAGACGGCUUGGUUUUUGUCAUGCCUGAGCUGCAUGCCGCUGUUUCUGGUUUGGAAACCAUGCUUCGUUUCUUAUUCCCGACUUUCGAUACUUUCAACCUUUAUGGCCGCCCAACCCGCCUUCUCGCCGACACAAACCACAUCAAAAGCAUCAUGUUUGCUUUCCCCAAGCAGCGUCGUUAUGGUUAUCUAGAUGUCUUGGAUAUCACCAACCUUCUCCAGAUCGCCGGAAGUCAGGAAUGGAGCGAGGCAGAAUGGAGGAAACAGUUAAAGGAAGCGACACAAAAGCGUAUAUCUGCCGGUCGGAGUCGAACAAGCAGUAUUCACAGCAGUAGGCCGCGCUACCGCUCGAGUAUAUCCGUCCGCAACGGUGACGGACCACUCAACCGUCUUCGUCAACCCUUCUCUCCCCUUGAAGGCAAGCCAGAAUUUAAUCAUUCUGCAGAAGCUGUCAUUCACGAGGUUCCAAGAAAUGAGCCCCCGGUUUAUCACUCUCGUGGAAUUUCAGACAUCACGGGCAUGCAGACAGGGCCUAGACUUGGACAGGGCUCGAACGAAAACUCACCUCUCUCAUCUGCUCAGGAUUUGGUGCAACGUGAGAAUGCGCAAGGUGCUGUAGCGCCCAUUGCUGAGCGCACUAGCUCGGAGAGUGAUCGAACCACUGCCGAACUUGUCCACCCUGUCUUGAAUGGAGAACAAUUCCCACCUCGCACUCCUCCGUCUCCUAUUGCUAGCCCACCGUCUUUUGUCCAUGGACCUCGGUCGAUGCCCGAUAAUCGGCCCGAAAUGACCCUGGAGCAGAAAAGGGCCAAUAACAGAAUGUCCCAUGCUACUCUGACACAGCUAACGUCUGUUGGCACAAUGGGUAUGGCCGGUACUUCUGGCGCUUUGCGCAACCAGCAUUCCAAUUCAAGCCUCAAUUAUCGGUCACAAGACCAGUAUCCUAAUAAUGGCCUAUCUCCAGCGCAGGCUGCAUACAUGAACCCGAACCUCACGCAUUCUUCGAGUGAUGAAGGCAUCGGUAUUACGAUUCCUGCGCGAUCCCCGCAGACCACAGACCAACGUCCAGCAACUCCCAGUACCAGCGGCACUCCGUCACCCCAGCGACGCGUGAAUGUCGAAGUUCCCAAGGCUGUCAAGCGCAAGCCUCUUCCUCAAAGACAGAUUCUUGGACAGGAACCCCUCUCGCCCGACGGAGAGCCGAGCUUUGAUGAUCUUCGGCACACUUUAGAUGAAGAUGCGUUGAACCGAAUCGCCCCUCAAUUUCCGUCAUCCGCUUCCCAUCUCCAACAACAGACUGAGGACGAGAGCGUAUACGACGAUGCUUCGACUGUUUCUCCGGACUAUGCAAGUACACACGAAUCUAUCUACAGCAAGGAGUCCCAAAAUUCGGUGACCAGGCCAAGAAUGGGUGUCAUGAAGACUGUUGGGAUGCCAGCCAAGCAGGAUCUUGUCAUUGGUGACGCUCAUUACUCCACGGAAAGGCCUGCCGAGGCCAACUCCGAUAUUCCUACUGUCGACUUUGGCCCCACAUUGACCUACAUGCCUACCACUCGACGUCCGAGCACGGGGGACACUUUGCGCAAGGCUUCAACUCCUCGGAAUGACUUGGAUGCUGCAGAGCGCUACAAGCUGUCGGUCCCGACAAGCCCAAUGGACAGGGGACACCAGCGAUCUCCAAGCCAGGAAGAAUAUCGACGAAGCGUCUUGUGGCAGCCUGGAAUGGCCAUCAAUCGCCCUGUUACUCCUGCCGGAGGCCUUACCCCGGAACAGUAUGUCCAGCAGCGAGCAGCACCUAGUCCCCCGGUGCAUAUGCAUCACCGUUCCCCAUCUAACAACACGCCGCCACAGCCCCGACCAGUAUCUGGUGACUGGGCCAACCAGAUGCGGCCCAAUUCUCGCAUGACCGCUCAUCAGGAUCCCAACUACCGUCCCUCGUCGCGUGGCACCGGAAUUGUGCUGAACAACUACAACGAUUUUUCGAACAAUCUUUCUGCUCGUGAGCAGGAGCAUGUUGCCCGCGUGACUGGCUCUUCAUUUUUCAAUUUGAGCCACGCCAAUAAGACUCCUCAACCUCAAGUUCAAGGCGGGGGUUUAGUCUCGACAAUUGACGCCCGUGAACGUGAGAAGCGUGAGAUGAGGGAGGGGAUGUCGAAUCUGAUGGUUCAGCAUGCCAUCGCGCAUCGACAGCAGGUUAUGAACCAGCAACCCUAUGCUCCAGAAUACGCCGGUUCAAUGUACCAUCCCCAGCAACAUCUUCCGCAGCCCAUGUAUAACCUCCCUGGAGCCAGCCAUACCUGGGAUGCCUUGCACCAAAUGAACCGCCUUGAUGAGCCCCGAAGAAGCUCUUGGUAUGGACAAAUUCCCCAGACCGCCGCACAAGUUCCGCCGAGCUACCAACAAAGCCGCCAAUAUUCUACUGGAGAAUUUCCGAACAACUAUAACGCCAUGCGUUAUUGA